Molecule: messenger RNA, 5050 nt
Organism: Perca fluviatilis (European perch)
Lineage: Eukaryota; Metazoa; Chordata; Actinopteri; Perciformes; Percidae
Product: adhesion G protein-coupled receptor F4-like
Exons: 19
Coding region: 382-3216 (944 amino acids)
Biological process (GO): cell surface receptor signaling pathway; G protein-coupled receptor signaling pathway
Cellular component (GO): membrane
Molecular function (GO): G protein-coupled receptor activity
Source: RefSeq, a predicted model, not a curated record
ACAACUGUAACAAAUUCAACACCUAUUGCUACAACACAUCCAAACACCACAACACCCACAUCAUCACCAACAUCUGCGGUUACCAACUCAACAAUAGUUGCUACAACAGGUGUGAACACAACAACAGUUACUACAACACCAACAACUGUAACAAAUUCAACACCUAUUGCUACAACACAUCCAAACACCACAACACCCACGACGUCACCAACAUCUGCAGUUACUAAGUUAACAACAGUUGCUACAACAGGCGUGACCACAACAACAGCUACUACAACACCAACAACUGUAACAAAUUCAACACCUAUUUCUACAACACAUCUGAACACCACAACACCUUUAACUUCAGCAACAACCGCAGUUACCGUAUUCCAAGUGGCGAUGUCAAUGGAACUAGACAAGCAAUUCACAGCCACAUUAAAUGAUGCAACAAGUUCUGAAUACAAGAAUCUUAAAUCAAGCAUUGAGUCAGUGUUAAAUGAGCAGUAUAAAGUAAUCACAGGGUUUAUCGGUGUUUCUGUUAACAGAUUCAGAGAAGGAAGUAUAAUUACAGACUUUGUUGUUCAGGCAACACAAGUUAAGCCGACUGAAGUGGCUGAAGUAAAUAAAAAUAUCCCUGAUGCAAUGAAGUCUAUUGCCAUAGUCAUUGGUUCAAUUACUGCAUAUUACAACAGUCAAACUCCAAUCAGCAUACCCCAGAUCACGUAUACUGGUACAAGCAUGACGCUGACAUGUGGGCCUCCGGAGAUUAAUGUGGGACAAAUUAAUGGUUCUGAGUGGACAUUAAAUCAAGGGGAAAUUACAGAAAGUGCAAGAAUUAAAGUAAAUACUUCUGGCAUGGUGUCUAUGCUUACAGUUGACAACGUCAUUCUUGCUGAUAUUGGAAUUUACGAAUGUACUCUAAUAGGCAAAGUCAUUAAUUUCACCCAAAAAGGAGAUACAACGAAUAAAAUCCAACAAGCUCCCAUUGUACAACUACAGAGUAAUCUUAACGUUUAUUGUAAUGGGACAGAAGGACAGAAACAACCACUUGAGUGUUGCGUGCAGUCCCCCUAUACGGUCACGUGGUUUAGCUCAGCUAAUGAACAAUUAAGUUCCACUAUAGAUUCCAAUAGUGAAGAAACCUGCAUCACGUAUGAUUACGUGCUUGGGAGCUGCAGUGAAUUACAUAAAAUAAAUUUAGUUUGUAAAGUAGAUAAUCCAAAGGAUUAUAAUAAAACAACAGUAAUGAACAUUUUCACACAAGUUCCAACAUGUGUUGGUACUCCGUAUGGGUCUGGACAAGUAGGCGACAUAUCACGCAUAGGAUGUGAUGUAGGUCAGGACGGGAGCAGGACUGCGGUCUGUCAGCAAACAGGGUGGAUGCUUUUGCAGGACACCUGCAUCAUAACAGCAAUCAACAAUUUGUUCAUUGUUUCAACGAAUUUGAAGGAGGCUCAAGUACCAGUCUUUGUGACAAAUCUAAGUAGCACGGUCCAAAAAGUAAAAGACAAAAUAGCAACGUCAUCUGCAACCAUAUCAGCUAUCGUUGACAUCCUAAACAACAUUGCAAGUGUUUCCACUGGUGUUGUCACUGCAUCUGUCAUUGAGAAUGUACUUGAAACAGUUGAUGUCAUCAUUGGUAGUGAAUCAAGACAGUCCUGGACAUUUCUGAAUGCAAAUAGAACUGGCAAUGCAAGCUCAGCACUACUGGGUUCAAUGGAGUCCCUGUCUGAGAGGUUGGUAGGGGAGAUUGCCUUCGAGACUCCACGGAUCUCGCUCAACAGAACCACUACGUUUAACAACUCCUUCGCGGCCAAUCUGAACAACAGCAUUUCCAUACAUGUUCCAAACAUCAACAAUAACGUCUCUUUCACCACCAUCACCUUCUCCACCCUUAAUAAUGUUAUGCCAGCACGGAACUCCAGCUUUGACGCCAACCUCUUCAACACCACCAGCAAUUACACUGUUACAGAUAAUGCAAUAAAUGCUGCUGUGGUGCUAGUCAAAACAAAUGCAAUGGUUCAGAAUGUUACUCUGAGCUUCAACAAGCUUAACAGUUCGCUAUUACUAAACCCACAGUGUGUCUUCUGGAACUUCACACUCUUAAAUAAUUUGGGGGUUUGGGAUGAUGAGGGUUGUACGUUUGUUUCCGAUAUAAACAACAUUGUAACCUGCAGCUGCAACCAUCUCACCUCAUUCUCAAUUCUGAUGGCAACAGACAUCCCUCGAGACCUGAGGGAAGCCUUGGAUAUAAUCACUUAUAUUGGAGUUGGGAUAUCUCUGGCAAGCUUAGUUAUAUGUCUCAUUAUCGAAGGAUACGUGUGGAAAGACAUGACUAGAAAUAGCACUUCCUUCAUGCGCCAUGUUUCCAUCAUUAACACUGCCCUGUCUCUGUUGAUCGCUGACAUCUGUUUCAUCAUCGGGGCCUCUAUUGCCAAGAACCCCCUUGAAAACCCAGUUCCAGUUGGACCAUGCAGCACAGCAACAUUUUUUAUGCACUUUUUCUACCUUGCUCUGUUUUUUUGGAUGCUUGUGUCGGGCCUUCUGCUCUUUUACCGCACGGUCAUGGUCUUCUCCCACAUGUCCAAGUCAACCAUGUUGGCCAUUGGCUUCUUAUUAGGCUACGGGUGCCCUCUGAUUAUAGCUGUUAUUACUGUUGCUGUCACAGCACCAGGGAAUGGAUACAUCAGGGCAGACGAUGCUUGCUGGCUCAACUGGAUCCAGACACAUGCUUUGCUGGCCUUAGUGGUACCUGCCUUGACUAUCAUUUUCAUCAACAUUAUAAUUGUGAUCGUGGUAUUAUUCAAAAUGCUGAGAAGAGGUGUAGGAGACGCCACCCAAAGAGAUGAAAAGCAAACGCUGGUGGUCAUUGUCAGGUGUUUAGCCAUUUUGACUCCUUUAUUUGGACUGACCUGGGCUUUGGGAGUGGGAACCACGAUAUCGUCAACAAAUAAGGGAAUCCACAUUGCUUUUGCAUUCUUCAAUUCACUACAGGGUUUCUUCAUUUUAGUGUUUGGGACACUAUUCGAUUCAAAGAUCCGUUCUAUCCUCUCAAGAAAAUUACCUACAGCAAGCACAGGCUCAAAUACAACAAGAAGUACAAGUGGAGGCAUUUCCUCUCUCCGUGGCCUAAACUGGAUAAAUCAACUGCGUGGAAGAAGAUAUAUGUAUCGUGUGUCAGAAGCUGCAAACUCAAGCAGCACUGGUGCAUCGGAGUCAUUUGUCAAUAUCUGAAUUCACACAUCAAACUGUACACAUACAAUUUAUUUAAUUACUGAUUCAAAAGAUCUGGUCAUUGUAUCACUGUUAUUGUAAGAUUAUUCACUAAAAAAUCAGAAAGUGAAGAAAUUUAAAAGCUUACUGGGAUGAUAUUGUAAAAGCUUUUAAUUCAUUUAAAUCAGAAGAAAAUGGUGUGGUUCGAAAUAAACAGCAUUGCAAAAUGAUUGCAUGGUAAUGUUACUGUUCCCGUUUGUGUAAUGAGAAGCUCUAGGAAAGCAAGUGAGACAUAUCUGAAAAAGUUUAGAUAUACUAUAUUGUGAAUGUAACUGAAAUGUAUUUUUUUAAACGUUGAUGCAGCAUGAAGCAACUGUUUCUGAUUCUUAAAUGUGAAGUCCAUUGCUGCUUUGUUAGCCAACAACUUAAGCAACUUAUAAUUAACGAAUGUCGUAGAAGUAGAUCCUGAAUUACUCUGGAUCAAUGACUCAAUUACCGAAGUUAUAAUACGGAUAUUUGGUUGGUGGCUCUCAGCAUCAGAUGCCGAUGCAAAGGGCACCCUUUAGCAUCUCUAUGGGGGGCGAUGGGCAUAGCAGCAGCUCGACCACAGCGCUGUGGGAUUACGUAGUAUGAAGAGCGACAACCGUAGCGAGUAGUAUCAAAAAAACAGGACUUUCACCCAGGAGACUGGGGUUUGUGUCCUGUUCUUGUCCCACGUGUCCCUUAAAUGAACAUUUUGUAACCCCACCCACAAUCUUUUCUCAUCCUUACUGUCUCAUUCUUGUCCCUUCUGUGACUUGAACAUACUUUUUUUUUAAACACACCUUUGCUCUUUUCCUUACCCUAACUUUACCCUGCAUGUAAAAAAAUGAAGCCAAGGUGUAUCGACCCAAAGCGUGAAUGCCAAAAAAAGUGACAUCAAGGGUCGUAAAUGACACCAAGGAGGUAGGGGGUAACCAGAGCGUCAUAUAUCGCUGCGGAUGGGAUUACAUUGGAAUAAAUUGAAAGCCCCCUGCGUCUGACUGAGAUGCUCCACUGACCAAGCAUUGGUUUUUGACGCGCUGAGAGUGUUGUACAAGUCGAUCCUGAAUAACUCUGAAUCAAUGACUCAAAUAUCAAAUGUAUGUAAUCGUAAAAUAUUUUUACGUAAACUUAAGUCCUGACUAGUUAUUAGGUUUCUCGUGAUUACCUUACAUUACCUACCAUGCCUAUGUCCCCUUAAGUAAGUAGAACAUCUUACUUCCUAUCUGAAAAGUAGCUAAUAAGGAUUUAUCACUAAUACCACUAUUUAAUGGAAGGCUGAAAUCUAUAACUUAUUUUAGGGACAAAAUGUAUUGUGUGAUAUAUUCUCCGUAUGGAUGUACAUUGCUUGAAAAGCACUGUCAGUUAACUGCUUUGCACUAUACCAAAAUCAGCCUAUAAGUUUGUAGCAGGAAAUCACGUUUGCACAAUCAGUCUGUAAGUUUGUACCAGAAAAUCUAGUUUGCACAUUGGUAUGGAAAGGUAAAUUGAGUCUUGGUAGUAGUGUAGCUCAAUAAUGUAUGUUAGCUUAGUAGUGGCAAUGUGUAAUUUCACAAGUAUUGCCAUCAUUGUAGUGAAUGUGAAUGAACAGUGGCAUUUACAUUUUGUUUUAGUUUUAAUUGUUGUAUUUUUUGAGUUAUAAAUUUUAGGAUGUGUUUUUACUUUAUAACAUGCAAGAUAACACGCAACACAUUGCUAACUCUGUUAAAACACAAAACCAUUUGAUUACCGAUAGUCGCCGAUUAUUUAUAGCAUUAUCACAUAUGAAAUUAUCUUUUGUCUUGCACAUGUUCAAUGACUAUUUGGCUGUAAUAAAUGUUUUUAUUUGACUCUA